Molecule: messenger RNA, 2901 nt
Organism: Lagopus muta (rock ptarmigan)
Lineage: Eukaryota; Metazoa; Chordata; Aves; Galliformes; Phasianidae
Gene: GDE1
Product: glycerophosphodiester phosphodiesterase 1
Exons: 6
Coding region: 89-1078 (329 amino acids)
Biological process (GO): lipid metabolic process
Molecular function (GO): phosphoric diester hydrolase activity
Source: RefSeq, a predicted model, not a curated record
GCCGAGCGCUCGCGGGCCGACGCCGCUGCCGGCGCCCUCGCUCUGAGGAGAGCGGCCACGGGCCCGGCACAGCCGUCACGGCGCCGCCAUGUUGUGCGGCGGGGACGCGUUGGCGGGCGCCGUGACGGCUCUGCUGGGCGCGCUGCUGGCGCUGAGCCGCAGCCCGGUGCUGGCGGCCCUGCUGACCGCGGGCCCCUUCCUGCUGCUGCACGUUUUCAGCCUGGAGCCCGCCUCGCCUCACAGCGCGCGACGCGUCCUGCGGCCCCACGGCGCUCCCGCCCGCAUCGCGCACCGCGGCGGCGCGCACGACGCCCCUGAGAACACUUUGGCGGCCGUCCGACAGGCAGCUGAAAAUGGAGCAACAGGCGUUGAACUGGAUCUUGAAUUUACUGCGGACGGUGUUCCCAUCCUAAUGCAUGAUGAAACAGUAGAAAGGACAACUGAUGGGUCUGGAAAAUUGUGUGACCUGACUUUUGAUGAAAUUAGGAAGCUUAAUCCAUCUGCAAAACACAGGCUGUGGAGCAAAUUCCAGAAUGAAAAGGUACCAACUCUGAGAGAAGCUGUAGUGGAGUCUUUGCAGCACAAUCUUACAAUCUACUUUGAUGUCAAAGGCCAUGCAAAUCAGGCAGUCGAUGCCCUAAAACAACUCUACCUGGAAUUUCCUCGUUUGUAUAACAGCAGCAUAGUCUGUUCUUUCAUGCCAGAUGUUGUUUAUAAGAUGAGACAAGCUGACAGCAACGUGGUAACAGCACUGACAUACAGACCUUGGCAGCUGAGUCACUUUGGAGAUGGGACACCUCGCUUCAGUUCCUUCUGGAAACAUUAUCUGUAUAUGAUGCUGGAUGUCAUUCUGGAUUGGAGCCUACACAGCUUCUUGUGGCGAUUAUGUGGGGUUUCAGCUUUCCUCAUCCAGAAAAAUUUUAUUUCUCAAGAUUAUGUGAGGCACUGGUCCUCAAAAGGAAUUCAAGUGGUUGCCUGGACAGUGAACACAUUUGCAGAAAAAAUGUACUAUGAAACCAUCCUUGAAUCCAGCUACAUCACAGACAGCUUGGUGGAAGACUGUGAUCCUCAUUACUAGACCUUGGAGGGACUCACCAACUAACAGAAGCUGUCUUACUCAGGUGUGAUUACCAACAAAAGCAAACUGACUCUUCUUUUGCUUUGUUUAGUCUUGGUUAUAAAGUCAUAUCAGGCAUUUUUGAUGACGUACUGAACAGUCAUAAUCCUUGAUUCUAGUACUUGAAAGCUUGUUCUAUAACUGUAAUAAUGGGAGAUUAUUUAUGGUAUCUUAAAAGCACCCACAUCGCUGUUCUGAGAACAGUGGCAAAACAUGGUGCCAGAACAGAGGGCAGGUAUAUCUCCCUCCUCCUUCAUGGAGAGAUGGCUGUGCUGCAUCUGGUAGAAAGUGCAAUCAUGUUUUGGGAGGGCAAUUCCUUGUGCUACUCAGUUGUUGCAGUCACUGAUUCCUUAUGUGGGCACUGCUGUGUUCCAGCUGAUGUGCCACACAAUACUCUGAGCACUUUGUGUUGUGCCCUGGGAAACCUGCACUUAGCAGCAACAGAACGGCAGGUUGCAUGGAUCACUGGUGCAGUUCACUACACUGCUUUGUAUAUAAAUGUUCUUGAUAGUGCUCCUCAACUAGAAUUAAAUAUCAGAGCUAGCUGAUAUUUAAAAUCAAUGUUAAGAGGCAAAAGAUACCUAAAUUAAAUAAAAUACUCAGUUGUAAGUGGAAAGAACUGUACAAUCGUCCCAGUGAAGUUCAGACUUCUAAACGAGUGGUAAAUCAAGUGCAUCUUCUUCAUGUGGUGCAACAGCACUCAGAUCUGCAACUGCCUGGCAUGUGCUGUUUGUAGCUUUCCAGUCUGGUUACAAAAACACUUCUGUUUGUUUGCUUCAAAUUCUGUGAGAUGUUCUGAGACAAGGCAGCAGAGGCACUUACUACCACAAGAAUGAGAAGGUCAGAUACAUUCUGGAAAUAGCUUCAUAACACCAACCCCAGGUAGGAACAGAGCUGCUCCAGGUGCUGCCACAUGGACAGUGACAACACUACUGCAGUGCUUGUUUUUUUUCUUCAAAAAAAUCUCUGUUCUCACAGAGAAAUGCAAGGGUCAUCAGCCAAUGAUUGCUGCCUUCUGCAAGCUGGGGUAGCUUUUUUCUUUCUAUCUUGAACUACACAUAAGCACAAAGAAACAUGGGAGUAAGGGUGUGUAAUGCUAUAAUGUGGUGGAAAGCACCCAGUGACAGCAUAGUAGCAAAGUCCUAGGCUGCAGCAAGUGAGGAUAUGCUCAAUGCAGCAGCCAUGGACACAAACAAAGGAAAGAAGCUGCUUACCCUUGGGAGGCCUCAGGUAGCAGAAUUGGCAGUGAAAUGCCCUCGCCUCCACCCUCAGUCCUUAAAUGAGGUCUGGGAAGGCAUGGAUCCUGGCUCCACCCCUUCCAGUCACUCACAUGCACUGCACACACCUGAGCUCCCAUGGCUUGGCCCUGCCUUCCCACCAGGUGCUCCAGCACUGGUUCAGGGUAUGAUUUGCCAUUUCUGCUAUAGGGGAAUUCCCAGAUGUAUUUUUCCUAUCACAUCACUCAUCCGCUGUGUACUGCAAAACCAACAAUCUGUUUUCUGCUUUACAUGCUUAUGAUCUGUACAUUUGUCACACCUCCAUCUAGUUUGUGGCCAGCCCUGAGUGCCAAUCUUUAUGUUUACUGCUGCGUUCUGCAGUCAUUCUCCAGGCUCUGCUCAGAAGAGCUGCCUUCACAGCAAGGAAUCCUUUCUCUAAAGGUCUCUUCUUGUUGCUACUUGGGUUGCUGGCACAGUGGAGUUACUCUCUUUGCUGCCUGUCCUAUUCACAGCCUGACCCACAGCCAUGCAUGCACACACAGAAUAAAAUUCCAUCUCUGGUCUUGA